Hemibagrus wyckioides is the source of this 2904-nucleotide messenger RNA. RefSeq lists its product as uncharacterized. The record is from RefSeq and is a predicted model, not a curated record. Gene Ontology annotation, cellular component: cytoplasm; cytosol. Gene Ontology annotation, molecular function: protein-lysine N-methyltransferase activity. The transcript is spliced from 10 exons. NCBI's taxonomy places the organism in Eukaryota, Metazoa, Chordata, Actinopteri, Siluriformes, Bagridae. The coding region runs from base 1 to 2529 and encodes 842 amino acids. Gene Ontology annotation, biological process: peptidyl-lysine methylation.
AUGGAGGGAAUCGUAGCCGAGUGCACCGACAAAGAAGAAACAGAGGAGGAAACAGAGGAGGCAAUAGAAGAGGCAGAAGUAAAUAAGGACGACCUCAGUGGUGUGGUGUGUCAGAAAGCCUGGGAGCCAAACUUCUACUGCAACCUGAACAAGGAGAUUCAUUACUACGCUGGACAUGAAAUCAGGAUCUAUGAGUCUCUUGAUUCUUACGGCGCCAUCAUCUGGCCUGCGGGAGUUGCACUAUGUCAAUAUCUGGAUUCUAAUCGAACAACAAUGAAUCUGCAAGACAAAGCUGUUUUAGAGCUUGGAUCGGGAACUGGCUUGGUAUCCAUUGUAGCCAGCCUGUUAGGUGCUUGGGUCACAGCUAGUGACCUUCCUGAAGUUUUGGGAAACCUGCGAAGUAACUUGUACAGAAACACAAGGGGAUACUGCAAAUACACACCACAAGUGGCAGUGGUGUCGUGGGGUCACGACCUGGAGCAAACUUUUCCCCGCUCUGUUUACCGAUACGAUUACGUUUUGGCCUCAGACGUGGUCUACCAUCAUGACUUCUUAGCCAAGCUGUUAGUGACCAUGCGCCAUUUCUGCCAACCAGGCACGACCCUGAUCUGGGCCAAUAAGAUCCGCUUUGAGUCUGAUCUGGCGUUUACGGAGAACUUUAAGAAGACCUUUAACACCACGUUACUUGCAGAUAUGGGUGAGAUUAAAAUUUACUCUGCCACCAUGAAAGAUGAGGUUGAGGUAGAAAAUGAUAUUCCAGUGAUGCUGGUAGAAGAUGCAGCAAAGCAGGAGAAGGAGACAGAAGAGUGCAACUUUGGAGAAAUUAACAAGAAGCAGGAUCAGUGUGUGGAUGAGGACGAAGGGGAGGAAUUGAACAUUGAGUCAGAGACAAUGAAUGUCAAUGGAAGAGAAGAAGAAUCUGAAGAUAAUUGCGAUGAUAAAUAUAAAGAAGAAUCACAUGACUCAGAGAGGCAUGAACAGUUGGUCUUCCAGAGAUGCUAUUCACCCAGUACGGAGGAUAAAACAGUAAAAGAGGUUUACAACUUUGUUGGUCACAAAAUCUGCAUUGAAAGUUCCGAUGGUGAAAUCACAUGUCCUGCAGCAGUGGCUUUAUGCAAAUUCCUCGAAACACCAGCAGGUCAAGAGAAGAUUGUUCUGCUUGACCAAACUGUAUUAGAGCUGCAUGCAGGCACUGGAUUGCUGUCAAUAGUAGCUACAUUAUUGGGUGCCAGAGUAACAGCUACGGAUCAACUAGAAAGCUUGGAGAAUCUAGAAAGUAACUUGAAUGAAAAUACAAGAGGUUAUCAGAGGCACAAACCUCAAGUGACAAGGCUAACACAUGACCUCAAGCAAAACUUCCCUCAUUCCAAGUGUCAUUAUGAUUACGUGCUGGCAGCUGAGAUGCUCUACAACCUCGACUGCUUCACUGAGCUAUUGGUUACCAUGAGACAUUUCUGCCAACCAGGCACAAACCUGAUCUGGGCCAUUAAAGUGUGUUACCCAUCUGACUUGAUCUUCAUUGACGACUUCAAUAAAGCUUUCCAUGCCACCAUGCUCGCAGAGUUGGAUAGGGUGAGGAUUUACUUGGCAAUUCACAGAGCUCCAGACAACAAAGAUGACCUGAUGAAAACAACGAGCAUGGAGGAAGAGAUGGAAAAGUGUCUCUCAGCAUGGAACCAUACAGAGGAUGAGAAUCCAACCAGGGAAACGACACAAAACAGUAAAGAUUGCAUUAAAGAGGAUAAGGGAAAAUGUGAGGAAGCUGUUCUACAUCAUCAGGAAGUGGAGGAUGAGCAAGAACUGACUGGAGGAACUGACAGUGAAGGGGAAGAGUCCCAGGUUCACAGUGAAUUGGAGUCAUUUUCAACAGAUGAAUCAGAUGAACAGUUAUCAUGUCAGAGGAUUUGGGAAUCCAAGUUUUCCUACUUCCCCGGCAAAGAGAUUCACUACUUCAUGGGUCACAGAAUCAUCAUAGAGGAGUCAUUUGAUUCUUACGGUGCCAUGAUUUGGCCUGCGGCAGUAGCUCUUUGUAAAUUCCUGGAAACAGAAGAAGGGAGGCAGACAAUUAACCUUUUUGACAAAACAGUUCUGGAGAUCGGAGCAGGGACUGGGCUACUCUCAAUUGUCAUAACCUUGCUUGGUGCCAAAUUAACAGCCACAGAUCUGCCAGAAAUCUUGAGUAAUUUGAGAUACAACCUCAAUCGGAAUACCAGGUGGCUGCGCAGACAUGAACCUCAGGUGAAGGAACUGUCCUGGGGUUUCGAGUUAGAAAAAACCUUCCCUCGCUCCUUACACCACUACGACUACAUACUGGCAGCUGAUGUAGUUUACCAUCAUAACUUCCUAGAUGAGCUUCUAGCCACCAUGCAUCAUUUCUGCCGACCAGGCACGACUCUCAUCUGGGCCAAUAAGAUACGAUAUCCAUCUGACCUGACCUUUUUAGAAAACUUUGAGAAGAUUUUCCAUGCCACACUACUAGCAGAGCUGGAGGAAAUACGGAUUUAUAGCGCCACAUAUAAAUCUUCAUAAAGAAGAAUGGACAAGAAUGAGAUGUUGAUGAAUAAGAUGCUGAAGAACUGAACUGUGGGAUUUUUUUCAUAUUUACGAAUUGGGAAGUCGUAAUUACGACGUCAGGUGCGUUCAAGUCACUUUGGGUGGAGCAACAUGGAGGUGUAUAUUAUCUUAAGAAACUAAAAAAAGGUGUUUUACUAACAGCAAGGUUUUUUUGUGUUUUUUUUUACCUCGAUUUCUUGAGGAAACGAGCAAGGUGUGUUUUGCAUUUUUAUGUUUUUAUUCAAUUUAUGAAACAGUUGUAAAUUUUAUCGUUAUAAUAUGGUUAUAUAUAUUCCUUUUUUCUCCUGUUCUUAAAUGUUAACAAAUUUGCUUGUAUUUUAAUAAUUUGCC